GUACUUUCGUUGUACUUUGGUAUAUUAGAUGGAUGGAUAGGCGUCCAUCUUGAAUUUUGCUGAAUUUGUGCCGGUUAUGUGAUAAAAGUGUAUUUUAUAGAUCGGACUUCACUUUACUUGUUAAUUUUCAAGAAGUUUACGUAUGCUUCUACUAUUUAAUAUUUAAUAUAGGAUUAACCUCAGUAAUGUGUUAGGUAUGGAUAUUUGACUGAACCAUUUGAUCAUUUGACGAAUAAUGGCGUGCGUUUUUCUUAUCAUUACUCAAGACAUAUGCGAUUUCCGGUAAGAAUAUCGUCGAUAAAACCUUAGGUUGGCAAAGGUAUAAAACGAUGGCAUUACCUAGUAGAGCCCGGGUAUAUGCCGAUGUUAAUUCACAAAAGCCACGAGAAUAUUGGGACUAUGAAAGCUAUGUGGUCGACUGGGGUAAUCAGGAGGAUUAUCAGCUAGUACGGAAGCUUGGACGCGGGAAAUAUAGUGAAGUAUUUGAGGCAAUAAAUAUCACAAAUAAUGAGAAGUGUGUAGUAAAAAUAUUGAAGCCCGUUAAAAAGAAGAAGAUAAAAAGAGAGAUAAAGAUAUUAGAAAACUUAAGAGGUGGCACUAAUAUAAUAACUUUACAAGCUGUAGUUAAAGAUCCUGUAUCUCGUACACCAGCUUUAAUUUUUGAACAUGUGAACAACACUGAUUUUAAACAACUGUAUCAAACACUGUCAGAUUAUGAUAUAAGGUAUUAUUUGUAUGAACUGCUGAAGGCAUUAGAUUAUUGCCACAGUAUGGGUAUUAUGCACAGAGAUGUGAAGCCUCACAAUGUUAUGAUUGAUCAUGAUAAUAGAAAGUUACGUCUCAUUGACUGGGGCUUAGCAGAGUUCUACCAUCCCGGACAGGAGUAUAACGUUCGUGUUGCUUCUAGAUACUUUAAGGGUCCAGAACUUUUGGUUGAUUAUCAAAUGUAUGACUACUCACUGGACAUGUGGUCAUUAGGAUGCAUGCUGGCAUCCAUGAUCUUCCGUAAGGAACCAUUCUUCCAUGGUCAUGACAAUUAUGACCAGCUUGUGCGUAUUGCAAAAGUGCUGGGCACUGAAGAAUUAUUUGAAUAUUUGGACAAAUAUCAUAUAGAAUUGGAUCCUCGAUUUAAUGAUAUUCUUGGAAGGCAUUCACGUAAACGGUGGGAGCGAUUUGUUCAUUCUGAAAACCAACAUCUGGUAUCUGCUGAAGCUUUAGACUUCCUUGAUCGUCUGCUACGUUAUGAUCACUAUGAGCGUUAUACUGCUCGAGAAGCCAUGGAUCAUCCAUAUUUCUAUCCAAUUGUGAAAGAGCAGGGUCGAAUGGUGUCGUCCAACUCUCCAACUCCUAAUGCACUACAAGGACCAAUCAAUGCUACGGAAUAAUCAUUAAUAAACUCAGUAAUGCUCUUUAUAAACACUAUAUAUUGAAUAUUAACUUGUACAAGGUUCCAGACGAGAUCCGUGACAGACACAAACACUCCAGUCCACUGUAGGAGAGACGGCGAAGGGCACUGUGAUGUCAUCUCUGUUACAACACAAACUGAUAACUAAAGGAAUUCCAAUGUUUGCAAAAUGAAUUAAUUUGGAAAGACAAUAUGAUUUAGUGUUUAAUGUUAGUAAAUAUCAGGUUUAUUCGUUGUUUUAAAGUGUUUUUCUCCGGUACAAACUACUAAGUCCAUGAAAGUGUAUCAAGCUAUUACUUUCUAUAUUAUAUGGUGGUUACAAAAUUUUACAGUUAAAGUUCAAUAUCCAUCUUUUUUAUGAUGUUCAAUAUUAAUUAUUGAGGUAAAGGAAAAUAUUUGGAGUUUGAUUGCACUUGAUAUUUUGCAUUUAUUAACCUAUACGGUAUUGAUAUUGUAAUUACUUGUAUGAUAUAUUAAUUGGUAACACCUGCAUACAGAUUGAGAAAUACUGGUUAGAAACAUUUUGUUGGUACUGCUAUUAAAAUUUUGUAUUUAUGUAAUAAAAGCAAAAUGUAGAUAUGUGUAAUAUAAAUACAAAAUUUUAAGACGUAAACGUUUCUUUUUAUUACAUGAUAAAAAAGUAGUAAUGUCAAAAUGAAUAUUGCUUCUAUUAGAAUAUUUUAGUAAGUUAUGUUAGCUGUCCCUACACGUAUAGAUCAAUCGAGAACAUCUUCAACGUGGAGGUUGAUGAUGGCCUGCAAUGGUUAUAAUUUAUUUUUAGUGUGAUAACUUCAAGUUGUUGCAUCAAAAUUUUCUUAAUAAACAGACUAACUUUGCCUGGA
Molecule: messenger RNA, 2247 nt
Organism: Papilio polytes (common Mormon)
Lineage: Eukaryota; Metazoa; Arthropoda; Insecta; Lepidoptera; Papilionidae
Gene: CkIIalpha
Product: casein kinase II subunit alpha
Exons: 7
Coding region: 330-1385 (351 amino acids)
Biological process (GO): protein phosphorylation
Cellular component (GO): nucleus; cytosol; protein kinase CK2 complex
Molecular function (GO): protein serine/threonine kinase activity; ATP binding
Source: RefSeq, a predicted model, not a curated record